This is a messenger RNA of Galendromus occidentalis (western predatory mite), 1860 nucleotides long. RefSeq names its product RNA binding motif single stranded interacting protein alan shepard (gene shep). The record is from RefSeq and is a predicted model, not a curated record. Bases 1 to 1860 code for a protein of 619 amino acids. Gene Ontology annotation, cellular component: ribonucleoprotein complex. Gene Ontology annotation, molecular function: RNA binding. NCBI's taxonomy places the organism in Eukaryota, Metazoa, Arthropoda, Arachnida, Mesostigmata, Phytoseiidae. The transcript has 7 exons.
AUGUGUUAUCCCAACUUCCAGAUAACGAAUAGCCAGAAUCUUCUGAAUGGAGGCGCCUAUCUGAACGGGAGUCCUUCGAAAGAAAUCGGUCAAGCAGCCUCGGGACUGAUCACGGCACCGGGCGGCGCGCACUACUAUUACUACCAGAACUCGUCUCCUCAAGUUCGUUAUCCACAAACGAUGCCUCAGAUCUACGGACAUCCCGUCACUCUACAAGUUCCUCACGGACACGGAGGAGGAGGAGGAGGAGGAGGAGGCGGUGGCGGCGGUCAUGAAAUGUCUUCUCACGCUGGACACGGCCACGGAAGCAUGGGCGGCCAUCUUUCGGAACUUUCCAAAACCAACCUUUACAUCAAAGGUCUCACCGAGAACACGACUGACCGAGACCUUUAUAAUCUGUGUACCCAGUAUGGCACGAUAAUAUCAACAAAAGCCAUAUUGAACAAAGAUACACAGAAGUGCAGGGGAUAUGGUUUUGUCGACUUCAACACAGCUUCUGAAGCCGAGAGCGCCGUGAAGGCUUUAGUUGCCCAGGGCGUCCAAGCACAGAUGGCCAAGGUGUCUCCCUCACAGAGUCCGAACAGUCAGAUCGAACCGGAUCCAACCAAUCUGUACAUAGCAAACCUGCCCGCGCACAUGAGCGAACCGGAUCUCGAGACUCUGCUCUCGGUGCAUGGCAGUGUAGUUUCAACGCGUAUUCUUCGCGAUGUUAAUAUGCAGAGCCGCGGCGUGGGUUUUGCACGGAUGGAGAGUAAGGAAAAGUGUGAGCACAUCAUCCAUCUGUUUCACGGCAAAAAGCUUUCCGGUUGCUCGGAGGGUCUUCUCGUCAAGUUCGCGGACGGGGCCAACAAGAAAAGACUUCAACAGCACGUAAUGCACGGAUACGGAGGACACGGCGGACCGAUGGGUCACCAUGGCGGCCACUUGGGUCAUCAUGGUGGCCAGCACAAUGGCAGUGGUCCUGGACAUCAUGAUCUCAAAGGAUCAACCGGUGGACAUCAUUCGCACCACAUGGGCCAUCACAAUGGCGCAGCUUCCGGGCAGCAGGGCGAGCACGGGGGCCACGGCAGACAGUGGGGCCAUCGUGGUGCUGAUGAUGCCAAUGCCCUGUAUGGAGCCGAUGGCAUGGUGUCCCAGCACUCGCCGAUCGGCAUUGUGCCAGCUGGUUUCCACGUGUCUCAAGGGCGGGCUGCCUACGGCGCCCCCCAUCCUCAGCUCAGUGGCGGCACACUGCAACUUGGAGGAGCACUCCAGUACGCGAUGCAAGCAAAUGGAAUUUAUGGUGACCCGGCACUCUUGAGUGCCUACAUGGCAGGACAGCAACAGCCUCCCGCUCCGGCACAAUACAUCAUCCAUUCAGGGCCUCACUCCGGGCCUCACGGUCCUCACGGGCCCGGUCAUCCACACGCCGGCUUCGGACCCACGGCUGCGAUUGACGGGGCAACGUUGUACGCUCAUGUUGGUGCUCUAGGACCCGCUCAGUUGGCUCAGCAAAUGCAACAGUUACAGAUUGGAAGCCCUCACGCAGGUGCCGCCGGACAUCAUCUCGUUCAGCACUACAACGCUGCCGCUGGUGAGUUCAGGAACGCAUCCUCACGGCAAUACAUGGCCGCAGCGGCCGCCAUGUUGCCUUCGAUGCAAGGCUCUACGACGAACGGCACCGACGUCGGAGGCUCCUCUGUCGACUCCGGUGUAGGCGGCGACCCGCAGACGGAAUCGGCUCAGCAACAGGUACAGGCUUUUUCGUCGGCAACCGGUAACCAGUCUUCGAACCAGUAUCCGUCGGUAAACUCGACAGCGAAUGGUGCUUCGAAUGCGGGCGGUCCAUCUGGGGGUCAGGGCGCACAGGCUCACAAGUGA